CGUGCGGGCACUAAGACCGCAAGGCAUUCAUUUCCUCCUACGGUGGAUGCGCACGCUGGGAGGAGAGCCCCUGAGCUAGGAGCUGGGAGCGGAGGCGCAGAGAACACGUAGCGACUCCGAAGAUCAGCCCCAAUGAACAUGUCAGUGUUGACUUUACAAGAAUAUGAAUUCGAAAAGCAGUUCAACGAGAACGAAGCCAUCCAAUGGAUGCAGGAAAACUGGAAGAAAUCUUUCCUGUUUUCUGCGCUGUAUGCUGCCUUUAUAUUUGGUGGUCGGCAUCUGAUGAACAAGCGAGCCAAGUUUGAACUGCGGAAGCCGCUCGUGCUCUGGUCGCUGACUCUUGCCGUCUUCAGUAUAUUCGGUGCUCUUCGAACUGGUGCUUACAUGCUGUACAUUUUGAUGACCAAAGGCCUGAAGCAGUCAGUUUGUGACCAGAGUUUUUACAAUGGACCUGUCAGCAAAUUCUGGGCUUAUGCAUUUGUGCUCAGCAAAGCACCCGAACUAGGUGACACGAUAUUCAUCAUUCUGAGGAAGCAGAAGCUAAUCUUCCUGCACUGGUACCACCACAUCACUGUGCUCCUCUACUCUUGGUACUCCUACAAAGACAUGGUAGCUGGGGGUGGUUGGUUCAUGACUAUGAACUAUGGCGUACACGCCGUUAUGUACUCUUACUAUGCCUUGCGGGCUGCAGGUUUCCGAGUCUCCCGGAAGUUUGCCAUGUUCAUCACCUUGUCCCAGAUCACGCAGAUGCUGAUGGGCUGUGUCAUUAACUACCUGGUCUUCAACUGGAUGCAGCAUGACAACGACCAGUGCUACUCCCACUUUCAGAACAUCUUCUGGUCCUCGCUCAUGUACCUCAGCUACCUUGUGCUCUUCUGCCAUUUCUUCUUUGAGGCCUACAUCGGCAAAGUGAAGAAAGCGACGAAGGCUGAGUAGUGUCAGAACUGAGGAGGAAGACAUAGCUCAGGGUCAUCACGAAAAAUAAUAGACAAAAGAAAAUGGCACAAGGAAUCACAUAUGGUGCAGCUAAAACAAGACAAAACAUACGUAUGAGCAGACACUAAGCCCAAGGCAGCUUGGGAGUGAUGAUUAGGUUGUAAGUUUAUGAUCCUUUUUUGGGUGAGGACUCGCUGAGCGCAACUCCAUCUCAAAUCACUGCUGCUGAGGGACCCCUUCCCUCUGACCUGUCAACUCUAGAACACACUAGAUACCAAGGCAGCCACGGGCAAAGAGAUUAGUGAACAGCAAACAAACCACUGCAGGAAGAAGGGGGUUGGGGGGAAUCUAUUCAGAUUCUUGUUUGGUUUGCUUUUUCUCUAAGGAUAAAGGAGUUUCCCCUUUUCAAACUGUACGAGCACACAUACAGACACAGACACAAUCUUUUCAACAUGAAACCAGAGCUGGUAGAAAAGAUAAACAUGGAAGAGACAGGGUUUAUAUCUAGGACAGCAAUGCUUUUGCAAAAAUCUAGGCCUUUAAAAGAAAGGUUAGCUUGUAACUCCUUGACAAAAGUUGUCUUAAUUAUUUUUACUGCAACUGAAAAUAACAAGGUAGAUACUUUGCCCUUCACUGCACAGCCUUGGGCUGGUGUGUUUGCUACAACCAAACAGAGGACAAUACUUCCCCGUGAUUCUUUAUUUCUGGGAGAAAGAAAACCAUACAGCCCAAACCCCAAGAAGGUGGCCUAUAGCAAACCCUGCAAUUGAAGCAUCACACUGACAACUGUUAUUUCUGCUCUUCGGUGAGAUAGGAAGCAUCCAUUGUUCAGUUACCCCAAACUUUAAGAUGGAGAAUGCAGAAUUGAAAAGAAAGAAGCUCAACUGGCUGGCUUGAAAAUGGAAUCUUGUACUAUCUAUAACAAAACCCAGCCCGUCGCCGCUGGAGCUGGUAGGGAGAAAGGACGAUAGGAAGAGACCGGAGCUGAAGAUUCAUCUAAUACAGACUGUUCGCCUCCCUCCCUGUUUGACCUCACACAUAAUCCUGGCUUUCUAAAUAAGGCCCUGUGACACAGUCCGUGCUUUCUAUGUUUUUGUGACUUUCAAAAACAGAUCUGCAGGACUCUGCCUGAUAUGGGGUAAACACUGUGUUUCUGCAGCCUCUGCAUUUGCACCCUUAAGCAGUGCUGAGGCGUGAGAAGUGCCCUCUGCUGGCUUAGUGAGAAGCUUCAACAUAGUAGGUUGAAAUAGCUGACCACAAAGGGCCUGCGUAGAUUAAACCCUAAGUUCUAAGUGCUGUCAAACACCUGACAUAUAUUUGACCAAAUCAGAAGAGAGAGAACCUCUAUGCUUCAAGUAAGCUUCAAAAAAUUUUAAGGUGACUUUCACUUGGGAACUCAGAAAGUCAAUGUAUUAAGAGCCAUAUUCUUAACAAAAAAAGAAAGAAAGAAAAGAAAAAAGAGCUAGACAAUGUUAUCUGUAAUAUUUCAGUCCUCUACAAGCCAAAUAAAUGUGUCGAUGUUCCUAAUAUUUCAAAGACGCAAUUACGUAAAGUUGUUAAUGUGAUAUAAUAGUAUUCUAAUUGGUUAAGUAGUUUAAUAAUUAGGCAAACUAGCAGAAACAAUUAGAUUAUAGACACAUAGCCACAUACACACAGAAGUGUGAGGUACACGGGAGCUGUAAAGCCCAAAUCAAUAGCAACACAAUUUUUGGCUAGCAGAAACUAUCACCUAUCUUCCUUUACUUGAGAGUGUACAGUAAAAGGGAUUUUUUUUUUCAAAUUAUUUUUCUAUUAUUUUAGCUUUAAUUGUGCUGUCAUUCAUGAGGCAGCUCCUCGGCCUUUCUGUGAGAGAUGGCAUGGGUGUUUUCAUGUGGCUUGUGUGUGGAAUUGGAAACGAAUAAAAUCUGAUCCCAUUCUGUGGGAACAGGAUCAAGAGUGAACAAAGAAUCCAUGCGGAUCAAGUCAUGACUGAAAGACUGGGGUGGUGGGGAGCCAAGCAGGGGCUGGAGUGAGCUGUGGCAUCCAUGUUAACAUUGUGUGGUGGCUGAUGGAUGAGACAUGUUUGAAGGGGUGUGUUAUCAGGGUAGAAGUUAACUGGAGAAGAAAGUCUAGAAGCCACUACAUCCAGUGGAGUCUUAGGAUGUACUUGUUCCUUCGAGCUUUGUAAAUGCACAGUAGUGUACAAUAAUAAGCCUUUCCCUUGCCUUAUAGAAGAAAGUGAGCAAAAUAAUGAAAACCAGGAGGCCACCCAUCAGUUGACUUGAGUCUAAUCAAAAGGCCAGCUUGAGGCUCAUCUGGUUGGUUCAGUUUAAUUCAGAUAUUUAUCAUAGAAUACAGGUUACAAUAUGGAAAUCUCAUAAGCAUAAACUUUUAAAAAGAUUAAGCUAUGCUUCCAAAGCACUUUAAUCUCAAUGUUCGCUUCAUGCUCUCUUCACUUGUAAAAUAACUUAGACUUUUCAUUCGCACAUGAAUAUGUAAUGAAUAGUUUCAAAACCAGCUAAACUAGAGCUACAGGCAAUUCCAGUGUUCAUCAUGGGAAGAAAAAGCCACAUGUUUUUUAAAAAACAGAAUUCUGAUAUAGGCUCAGCACACAGUUUAUAACAUAUCAGCUUAGCUGCUCCAAUUAUAUCAAGAUACGAGGCUGGACCACUGGCCUAUGACACAUCUGAAACCUGCCAGAGAAUUGACUGCCACAUAGAUAUAAUACUGCUGUCGGUGAACAUUCCGGGCAAGCAAGUUUUUGUAGCUGCCCCACUAUGCUGCAAUAGAUUAUCUUUCUAUUGAAGAUUUCUCGCUGCAUUCCAAUCCCCAGUGUGGUGGAAACUUAAUUCCUGGAUUGAAUGAACACAAAUCCGAGAUUUCAUAUAAACGCAGUCACGUUCACUAGGUCUGAGCAUCAACUCAAAUGUGUUGAGUUUGCAAUGAAAUUCUAGUGAGAAUCACUCCGUUCACACAGUAGGAGAUUUUUAUCUGGACCUUCUAGUGUCACUUGUGAGAAAAAUAACAGCUAUCAUUAUUAUUUAUUUAUUGUAUUUAUAUCCAAUGCCAGGCCAAAGUAUUGAUUUAAAAUCACAGCUUAUUUCAAGCAGUGUCCCCCCCCCCCGCCCCCAUCUUUCUAAUCCUUCUGCACUAUAGAAAGUUGAGACUGGAGGGAAAAUGCAUAUGCAUUGCUGCAGGGGAAAGCAGGUUUAUUAAUCCUCCAGCUGUCUUUAUAAGAUGAGACCGAUUGAUCCACUGACCAAUGUAGCUCAGGCAAAAGCUUCAUGUGGGUAGAAUAUCUACAGGAGCCUAAGAAAACACUUCCAGAGAAGGUAACCACAGAUUAUUUGUUGUUUUGUUUGUUUGUUUGUUUUAUAUCUUCAUGGCAACAUAAACCUAUCACAGAGUUACAAAGCACCAUUACACUGGGGUAGAAUGUUCCAGAAAUCUGGCUAUAUUCCCAGGCUGCUCAAUUACCUGGGAGUGCCUGGUUACUAUCUUGUUCUGAUAGAAGGAGCUUUUGCUCAGGAACUACCAGAGAUAGACACCAAGUCAGCCCUAGCACAUUCUGAGAGCCUUUUCCAGGCAUAGGUAAUGGAUCUUCUGACUAUUGGAUUGCCUAAGUGUCAAGCGAGUACUAGGAGAAUGGAGACAGAGUAGACUCCACCCCUUGAGUUCUAGGUUUUGAGUUGCAUUGGCAGGACUGGUGACUAGACACAGUUCCUUGUGGAAGUGUCAGUGCGAGAGAGGGACAGUUGUGAGAAAAUCAUGACAGUCCAGAGCUUUCCAGCCUUCAAAUGCAUCUUUUUCCAGUCUUUGUUUUAUAAUAAAUAUUUUGCUCUCAGUUUGGGACAACAGUAGAGUCUGUAGUCAUUCGAUCUACAGCUUAAAAUAAUUCUGUCCCUGUUCUUACAUACAGCACCCAUUUCCUGGUGCCUGAGGUCCCUGCCAUCAAAUAAUGAUUUGGGUGAGAAUUCACAACAUAUCAUGUGUCACUUCUGCAUAUUGAAGUGGCAUCUAAUAAAGCAAGGACAUCCUAUUCUGUGUGAACACGCAGUAUGAAGCUCUGCAUCCUAGUUGGUCAUUGAGCCAACAUCCUCUGUACCCAAUAGGGACACAAAACAGAUGUUGGUGCCUGUACAGAAUUCUCAGUGCCUGUUGUGACAGACUGUGCUUAGAAACACACGUGAGCCAUAAAGCAGGAACCACAGGUGAAACGGCCGAUUAAAGUCCACCUACUCCGAGCAUCGUAGGAAAUCCAAAAGCCCAUUGUAUAAUCUAAUAUUGUCCUCAUCCCCAGAUACUUUGAAAACUAGGAUUCUCAGAGAGGUGGAUACCUACGCUUCCAUUUUCUCACAACAGUCCCUAGAGUCAUUCUGGUGGGUGCAGAGCCUAGAGUGUUCUGGGUGGUUGUUUGGGGGAGUCUUGGAAACUGUACUUUGAUUGCAGGUCAGACAAAGCCAAAUCCAGAUACUUCUGUGUCACUCACCACUUGUCCACACCCACCCACAAAACAAUUAUAGUCAAGUUCUCCUGGAGUACCUAGCUGAUUACUCCCUCGGAUAAGGAUGCAACCAUGUUUGCAACCCAGUUAGGAUACAUUAGAAAGAGCCUGACUCACUAGCAUCUAAACAAUAUUAUUUUCCCAAUGCUUGGUGGCACUUAAGACUUCUGCUUGACAAAGAUCCAGGUGUCACCUGGUGGUGCCUCCUACUAGUGUGAAUGUGUUUCAGUGAAGUAUGGGUCUGAGCAUGAUCGGGCUGGGCUUUUCUCACUGCUACUCCGAAAAUGACUGGCAUUCUGCUUCUUAGGCCCUAAACCCAUAUUCAGAGGGAAAAAUUCACUACCAAGCCUCACAGCAAAUCACAGUGUUGGAAUUCUUAUUUUCAAGUGCUUAUCUCACAACAUUGAAAAAUAUUUUUGGUGUAUUAAGAUUUAAAAUAAAGUCAUCAUAACUUUUGAUUUAGAA
Messenger RNA from Grammomys surdaster, 5884 nucleotides. It is a transcript of the gene Elovl6, whose product is annotated as ELOVL fatty acid elongase 6. The record is from RefSeq and is a predicted model, not a curated record. The coding region runs from base 133 to 936 and encodes 267 amino acids. Gene Ontology annotation, molecular function: fatty acid elongase activity. NCBI's taxonomy places the organism in Eukaryota, Metazoa, Chordata, Mammalia, Rodentia, Muridae. Gene Ontology annotation, biological process: very long-chain fatty acid biosynthetic process; fatty acid elongation, polyunsaturated fatty acid; fatty acid elongation, monounsaturated fatty acid. Gene Ontology annotation, cellular component: endoplasmic reticulum; endoplasmic reticulum membrane. The transcript is spliced from 5 exons.